Penicillium atrosanguineum is the source of this 3567-nucleotide messenger RNA. Its product is annotated as cohesin subunit IRR1. Gene Ontology annotation, cellular component: nucleus; chromatin; cohesin complex. The record is from RefSeq and is a predicted model, not a curated record. The transcript has 2 exons. Lineage: Eukaryota; Fungi; Ascomycota; Eurotiomycetes; Eurotiales; Aspergillaceae. Gene Ontology annotation, biological process: sister chromatid cohesion. Gene Ontology annotation, molecular function: chromatin binding. Bases 1 to 3567 code for a protein of 1188 amino acids.
AUGGAGGUGGACAACCCCAGCAGCCCGUCAUCGACCCCCGCCGAGGAUAGACGCAAAUCUGGCCGCCAGACGCGGCGACCCGAAGUUUUCUCCCAAAGCAACCACUCCGCCGAGAUCAACGCGAGGGGCAAGCGCAAGCGUGGCGACGUGCACGAUAAUGAGAAUCAUGAUGAGGACGAGUCCGAGUCCGACAGCGACGAUGUAGAGGACUCAGAGGCCGACGAGGAGGAACUGAGGGAAAGACGUCGCGCGACUCGCAAGACCGGUUCAAAGUCAAAGAAGCCUGCGGCUAAGAAAGGCUCGCAUUCAGCAAAGAAGCCAAAGGUCACAGGUAAUGGAAUUGGCAGACAGUUGGCCUUCCGCCCUGCCGCACUCAAUGGUCGGCUUCCAGCUUCGCGUCCCCGUAAGCCUAAGGUUCGGCCCAGCUUGGCUGCGGGCGAACAUGGCUUGUUUGCGGAGGUAUUCGGAAAAAGCAACAAUGCCGACACGGCCGCUGCACAAUGGCUGAACCAAUACCAACGAAACAGCGGACAGGCUAUGCAGGAUUUGAUCAACUUCAUUAUCCGAUGUACCGGCGCCGAACUCGAAAUCAGUAAAGCGGAAACAGAAGAUGUCGACCAUGCACCGCAGCGAAUUCGAGAUGUACAAAACGUUUACCAGGCACAAGGAAUUACCGAGUAUCCUCUCAUCUCCCGUGCCAAAAAGUUCCGAGCAUUCCAACCCGUCCUCGAGGAAUUCAUGAUCGCACUCAUACAGACCUUCCACCACUCGUCGGUCCUCUACACUGAUGAAGCCCUGCUGGAGAACGUCCAGAUUUGGGUAUGCUCCAUGUCCACAGUGAGCAGCCGCCCGUUCCGCCAUACCUCGACAAUUAUCUCGCUGGCAAUUAUGAGCGCUCUUUGUGAUAUUGCGCGAGAAGUGACGACCACCGUGACCACCUCUCGCAAGCAGCUGGAAAGCGAAAAGAAAAAAAAGUCUGUUAACAAAGGACGUGUGGAAGCGAUUCAGAACGCUAUCUCCGAGGGCGAACAGAAGGUUGAGCGUCUGGACGAGUUCUUGCAGGACGGAUUCGAUACCGUCUUCGUUCACCGUUAUCGGGAUGUCGAUGGUGGAAUCCGUGCCGAGUGUAUGGAGGCCCUAGGCAGGUGGAUUCGUACCUAUAGAGAAGUCUUCCUUGAGGGACAAUAUCUACGGUAUAUUGGAUGGACUCUCGCCGACGUCGAGCCCCACACCAGACUGGUUGCUGUGACGCAAUUGCUACCUCUCUAUGCGAAUAAAGAUAAUAUCGGCGUUCUUCACUCUUUCACCGAGCGUUUCCGCCAGCGUAUUGUCGAAAUGGCAGUUCAGGAUGCCGAAGUCAAAGUGCGCAUCGUGGCUAUCGAGCUACUAAACCACCUUAGAGAAGGCGGGUUGGUCGAGGCCGAUGAUAUUGAUAUGGUUGGUCGCCUUAUCUUUGACACUGACCCUCGCGUUCGCAAAACCGCAGGCCAGUUCUUCGCUGCCAAUGUUCAGGAUGCCUUUGACUUGGCGACUGAGGAAGUCGGAGAUGAGCUCAACGAAACCCUUGCUGAUGACGACGACGAUGACUUUGAGCUACCCAAGCAAUCGUGGAUCAAGUUCAAGUGUCUUGUCGAUAUCUUCUACAACUAUGAUUCUCAAGAGUCCGCAGAAACAGAAAAGGAGCCCACCACCCGUGGCGUGCUUUUGGGAGCGCCGACCGAUUCCCGAUUUGUUCUGGCAACCGAGGCCAUCUACCAUCAUAUGGAAGAGCUUUCGCAAUGGCAGUCGCUAGCGGGCUAUUUGCUCUACGAUCACUCACAAAUCACGGACCAAGCGUAUGACGAUGACGCCCAGGGAACUGUCCGGUCUCUGUACAAGCUUGGGGAGGGACAGGAGUCCAUUCUCCUGGACGUUCUCGGUGCUGCCGUCAAACUUCGAGUGCUUGAUAUUGCUAAGUCUGACAUUGACAAGCGAGGGCGCAAGGUCAAGGCACUGACCUCUAAAAUUCCAGAGCUCCAGGAGGAGAUCUCACAUAGCCUUGCGCAGAUCAUCCCGCAACUCUUAAGGAAGUUUGGGUCUUCACCAGAAGCAGCGUCUGCCGUUCUGCGGCUGGAGCAUUUCGUGGACCUUGAUACUAUUCAAGAUCUUCAAAAGGAUGCUACAGCCUACACGUCUCUCCUGAACGAUAUCAACAAGCAGUUCUUGACGCACUCAGAUCACGAUGUCUUGGCUGAAGCUAGCGUGGCAUUUUUGCAUGCGAAGAGCUCCGAUGAGAUGCGAGAGGCACUUGAGGGUAAGAUCCAGGAACUCUGGGAGGAAAUGGUGGAAUCACUCGGCGCGUUGUCUCGGAAGAAGGAGGUUCAGGUCGGUGGCUAUAUUCCUGACUCAACCCUCACCGAUCUCACGAACACCGUGAUGCGUAUCUCCAACCUCGCCGGUAUCACGGACUGCACAGCGAUCCUGGAAGCCGUGCCUACCUCACGCUCGAAAUCCAAAAAGGACCACUCCGAAGCCCCUUUUAAUAUUUUGAUUCAUCUUGCUAAUCGCGGUGUACGCGAAACGGAUGAUGAGGAGGAUACCACCACAGAGUCCGAGCUGGUCACAAAUAGCAUCCGCGCCUUGCUUUUCUACUUCAUGUGGAAGGUUCAGGGUUUAACUGCUGCCCUCAACGAUGGAAAAGCUACUUUUAACACAUCAUAUUUUGAAACACUCACAAAGAGUCGCGAGACAUUCAUGUCGACGCUUCUCUCCAUCAUGGAGGGACGCCCCGGCCUCGAUGACCUACGAUUUAUUGCCACCACAACCUUCCUGGACUUACAAACUCUAUUCGGCACACUCCGCAACGUCGGCCAAGGUGUUGGCAACGACGAGGAUGUCAUUUUCCAGACACAAAGCCUUGUGCAUGAAGCGUCUGCGAAGGCACAGGCUCUCGUCACCAAGAUCCACGGCAUUGCGGAGCGUAACUUCGCCAAGAAAUCCCGACGGGACCUCGAGCCCGCCGAAGAUGACGCGCCGGCAUCCGAGGAUGAACCAGAGGAUGAGGCCGAAGCCAGUGACUCCGAGGACGAGGCAGUUAUCAAUGAGCGUCUCCGCAGCAGCAUCAUGGCCGAGCAACGCCUUUGCGAACUGACCGGCAAACUCGUGCUUUCCAUAAUCGGCCGCGUCGUCGAUGCAUCUGGCUCCAAGCGCGGCUCUCUUAAAAAGCGCCUCCUCCGCAACAAGACCUCUCUCGGCCAGAACUACCGUGAAGUCCUCUCAUACCUUGAAGAACGCAAGCCUCGCAGCGCACCCCGCAGCAAGGGCAAGCAGCCCGCCAAGAACGCAGCUGCUGACGAACAAACCCCGGCGGCUUCAGGAAAAGAAUAUAAGUCAGCGGAGCACAUCGAUGAUGAUGAUAACGAGAACGAGCACGGUGACGGUGAUCUUCCAGACGAUCCCAUUGAAGAGGACGAUGAGGAUGAUCUGCGGGCUCGCGAACUUGUCGAGGAAGAUGUCGAUCAGGAUAAUGACGAUGAGGACAACGACCGAGUUCCUGAAUCUGAUGAAGACGAGGUGAUGGGUGAUUAG